AUGGAGCAUGUAGAAACGCACGACAGGGCAGACCUGCUUCCGCUCGAACUAGAUCCCACUGCGGAUGUCAUAGGGUCUGCAUCUCGAGACGAAGUCGAUGGCGGAGUCAUAUCUGUGCCCAUGAAUGUGCCGGAGCUCAGCGUCGUACCAGGAGAAGUAAUUUUGCUACCGGAAGAGUUGGAGCUGGCUGCUGUUGAGCGGAGAGCUGUAGUGCUUGUCGAGCCUGUGGGCGAUCAGCUGGGUGAGGCAGAAGCCGAAAGCGUGGAAGUAGUGUUUAUCGACGAGGAAAUUGACCCUAUCGUAGAGGUUGUAUUCCGGAUGGAAGUCGCUGCUGUCGUACUCGUGGUUUUGGUUGCCAUAGUCCGGGUGAAAGUUGCAUAG
This is a messenger RNA of Lecanosticta acicola, 381 nucleotides long. The record is from the annotation of a GenBank genome assembly. Lineage: Eukaryota; Fungi; Ascomycota; Dothideomycetes; Mycosphaerellales; Mycosphaerellaceae.